Molecule: messenger RNA, 402 nt
Organism: Cornus florida
Lineage: Eukaryota; Viridiplantae; Streptophyta; Magnoliopsida; Cornales; Cornaceae
Exons: 2
Coding region: 1-402 (133 amino acids)
Molecular function (GO): nucleic acid binding
Source: RefSeq, a predicted model, not a curated record
AUGGAGGUCUAUACUAAGUGGGUCGAGGCGAUAGCCCUGUCAACGGCAACCGGGCAAUCGAGUCCGCGCGUUUCUCCAAAGGUUCACCGUAAAUCAACGCCCUACUAUCCAAAAGGCAAUGGACAAGCAGAGGCCACCAAUAAGACACUGAUUCGAAUCCUGAGUCGAACACUGAAGGAGCAGCAUGACAAGUGGGUCGAGCAGCUGCCACUCGCACUUUGGGCAUACCGUACCACAAGAAGAGGAGCUACUGGUGCAACGCCUUUCUCCCUGGUGUAUGGAACAGAAGCGGUGCUCCCGGUUGAAAUAGCAGUUCCUUCUGGAAGUCUAGCUGAACGGAGCAAGCUGCAGUUCGACCACCGGAUCGGGGAGCUCGAGGGGCUUCAGGAGCAGAGGAAGUAG